AUGGACAUUUCGUUUUAUGAUAACAUCAACCCUCAAAAGAUCCCUUUGAACUAUACGCUACCAUUGGGGAAUGCUGAUGAUGUAUAUGUAGUCACGUUUGGAGUGCUUGAUGAUUAUGUUGCUAAUUCAUUCCAUUACAUAGUGGUGUACAGUGUUGGAAUUGGUGCGUGUUUGACGCUUUCGUUGGCAUUAUGGGCCAGUUGUCAGAAUAAGCGGACUCCAAUAUUUGUGUUAAAUCAGAUUACGAUGUUAAUGAUGGUGAUAGUUUCGGCAUUGUACUUAGCAUUUUUCAUGGGCCCAUUAUCGUCGUUAAGUUUCUCGUUUACGGGGAUACUAAUACCUCACACGUAUGGGUCGUACAGGGUUACCGUGGCUGCGAAUGUGUUCCAGACAUUAUUGGUUGCGUGCAUCGAAGUGUCAAUGUCAUAUCAAAUAUUUAUAAUUUUUAGGUCUCCCGAGGUAAGGCGACUAGGGACUGCUCUCACGAUCGUAUCGGCUGCUGCUGGACUCACGGUGGUUGGGUUUUACAUAAAUAGCACUGUGUCGAGUGCGAGAAUGUUUAGAGACGUUUUCAAUCAUUCUACCACAACUCAGCGAGUCGGAUCCUGGGUCACAGAUAUGCCCUUCAUCUUAUUUUCCGUCUCCAUCAAUUUAAUGAGUUGUAUUCUAGCUUGUAAAUUAUUUUUUGCUAUUAAAACUAGACGUUAUUUGGGGUUAAAGCAAUUUGAUAGUUUUCAUAUAUUGUUUAUUAUGUCAACUCAAACAAUGAUCAUUCCAUCUAUAUUGGUAUUCAUCAACUAUGGUGUAAGUGAAGCCAAAACAAACGUCUUGUCCGCUGUGAGUGUUUUGCUAGUAGUUUUAUCGCUACCAUUUUCAUCUAUGUGGGCAUCAGCAGCAAAUAAUAAUCCUACACCCACAUCAUCAACAUUGGCAUUCUUAAAUAGAUCCGAAUCUAAUAACUCGGAUAACAGCACGAUAGUGGGAAACAGGUUUUCUUUAUUUCCAAGCAAAUUAUCAAAAAGCUCUACUACAACAAGCUCCAGUAUAGAUAAGACCACGAAAGACGUACUGCACACCAUUUCUCAUGAUCACGAAGAUCUGCCAACGACUUUGACAGAUUUCAGGCUACAGAACGAUCAAAGUUUCUAUUUUUCAAACGUGAGUGCUCCACCGAGCGAUAUCGAACAAAUAAUUUAUGGUGUGACUAAUGAUGAUCUAGAAACUACAAACAAAUGUUUGAAUUGUAGCUCUAAAAGAGAGUCUAUUGACAGAGCCUUAGAUAACGCAAGCACAAAUGGCUUUGUUGCUGUGACAACCCAUAAUGUGAAUCAAUAG
This is a messenger RNA of Debaryomyces fabryi, 1335 nucleotides long. RefSeq names its product alpha-factor pheromone receptor (gene STE2). Bases 1 to 1335 code for a protein of 444 amino acids. The transcript has a single exon. The record is from RefSeq and is a predicted model, not a curated record. Lineage: Eukaryota; Fungi; Ascomycota; Pichiomycetes; Serinales; Debaryomycetaceae. Gene Ontology annotation, cellular component: G protein-coupled receptor homodimeric complex; membrane. Gene Ontology annotation, biological process: G protein-coupled receptor signaling pathway. Gene Ontology annotation, molecular function: mating-type factor pheromone receptor activity; pheromone binding.